UACCUUUUGUCAGCAAUGAUUCCGCUGCCGAUUUGGCUGGCGUCCUUUCAGGUCGCGCUUAGCCAACACAGAAUUCCUUCAUGGGAAAAGGCAAGUCCUAUGAAGUUUCCUCACAUCGCAUUGGUUGAGGGCUGCUACUACAAGCAUGCAAGGUACUACUCACCUUUCUCGCAGAAAACAAAUGCAACCACAAUACAUCAGUGUCAGCAAAAGUGCGUUGCAAGCACAGAGAUCAAGUGCUUUUUUUUCAACUUUUUCCCUUCUACCGGCGCUUGCCUUCUGGCACCAGCUGACGCAGCCUUUACAGCGUACCUCUCCAAAGACUCUUAUGCUGGCCCCAAGGUUUGUCCCCAGGAGCCAGUGGCGUGCACUGACCUGCCAACGCCAGCAUUUCCAGCAGCAGACAGCGAGAUGUCCAAAAUGGCCUGGCCCAUGCACAUGGUUCCACCCAAGCUUGGGUGCUGGCCUAAGGACUUUGUAGGCAAAAAGUUCAAGAACUGCCCAAGAGUAACAGCUGUCGAGGACACAGCAACUGGAUGGCCUGGAAAAUGCCUGGGCCUGGACGAAGUGGUAGUGCCUUACAAAGAGACCUGCCAAAGUUGGUGUGAAAAGCAGCCUGGCUGCUCCGUUUGGCAGGAAGUGGACCAGGGCGGAGAAACGGCUUGCUUCCAGACCUUUUGGAGCUCGGGCUACAAUUGCUACCAGCGUAUCGUGGACGGCAAGGAGGACUUGGACUUCAAGCCCAUCAGGGCACAGCGACUCAUGAAGGGAGAGGUGAGAGUCUUGAAGAAGCUGAGCUUUGUUCAUAUUGAUGGCUUGAAAAGAGUUUUCGAUGAGAACUAUUUUGCAAAGCACGAGGAUGGUGUAAAGGCCUGCCAAACAACCUGCUACUCAGAUUUGGGUUGCCAGUGGUGGAUCUACAGUAGGGUGAGAGGUUGCUAUGUGGAAGACAUCUCGCACCAAAGGAUGCCGGUGCCAAUGACAACGGACACCUUCCAGGUCUUCGCCAGAGAAGCACAGGAAGUUCUGGAUGGCGAGUACAUUCAGCAUCAAUGCAAGGAACUUCCCUAUGCUGAUAUCUCGUCCAAAGAGGAGAUUCCAGAGUUCCACCUCCCGACAACAGCUACGGAUACCACGACACCAGAGCCCGCGGCAGAGACCACCACUUUGCCCACCACGAGUGAAAGGACCUAUUGGACCACAGCAGGCAUAAAUCUGGUGACAAUGGCCCCCUCUCACAGUCCACAAAGAGAUGAACGUGCAAGCAGUCAGGUGGAUCCCAAAGAUCUCAAACUGUUGGGUGUCGGAGCGUUGGUGGUGAAGGGCAUCGAUCUCAAUUUGGUUGACAGCACCACAAGGUCCAAGUUGUCAGACAGAUAUGCAGAGAUGAUUGCGGCCAACGCCCGAUUGUCCAAGUACGAUGUCCUGGACUUGAACAACAAGGCCGGGCAUGUGACUCUCGAGUCGUGGCAGACUGGCAACCCGCUGAUUCGCAGGCUGCAGACAGCAGAGCCUGGCUUCAAAGCUGCGUUCAAACUUUCGGAGAAAGGUAAAGAGACCUACUCUGAAGCAGCGCGUGUGCUCACCUCUGACAGAUUCUACUUGGAGGUGCAGAGUGAAACGGCUGCAAUGCUGAAGCACACCCCAGUGGGUGGAAAGUUGCCAAGAGUGCAGGCAGUCAUGCGACAGGCGCAGGAUUCCGAUUUCCUGCCGCUGAACGCAGAGAGGAAGCAGGUCAGCAAUGCGAACGCAGAGCUUUGGAUGUUCAUCUUGGGCUUCAUCCUGGUGGCGCUGAUCAUUGGAAUUCUCAUUUGGCUUUUUGGCUGGUCCAAAAAGAAGGUCUCCUUUACCCGAAAAGCUGAGACCAAGCUGGGUUCUUUCCGCAAACUUGGGGAUGAGGACCCUGAAUAUGGACAGGUGAGCAAAGGGGGUAAAGCGUCGAAGAAGAAUGGGGCCGGAGCUGCUUCUCCAAGCCGAAGAGAGAUCGAAGAGGCCGAGAUGCGGGCUGUGCAGGUAGCCUCUCGCUUGUCGGAAGAAGUUGAUGUAGAUGAUGUUCCCUCAGCAAGACCUCAGGGCUAUGCAUCUGGAUCGAUGUUCACAGCUACACCGCAGGUGAACUUUUCUGGAAGUCCAUAUGCCACACCUGUGCCUGUACAAUACAACUCAGGGUACCAAAUGCCAUCCUUGGCACCUGGCUAUCCCGGUCCACGGGUCAUUCGAUGAUGGCUUCGGUGAUUCGCAUCGCCGGCUCUACUGAAUUCUUUUCACCCAAGCACAAGAUAAGUGCAGAAGCAAAUGUAAUGUGACGUGAUUGCGAUAGUCAAAAAAUCAGAGUGCCGCUUCUUUUUCUAAGAUAUGUUGCAAACAUGACCAUGCAGGAAAAGCAUUGCAUUGCCUAAG
Messenger RNA from Cladocopium goreaui, 2400 nucleotides. Lineage: Eukaryota; Dinophyceae; Suessiales; Symbiodiniaceae. The record is from the annotation of a GenBank genome assembly.